UUAUUUUAAAUUUUGACAUCAUCAUCAUUUUCAUUCUUCCUCUGUAAAACUAGUUAAAAUAAUUGUUCCCAAAAUUUCUCUCUGUUUCAUUUUCUCUCUCCUCUGUAGAAAGAGAAAGUAAACCUUCCGAUCAAACCCCCAAUUUGAUUUGAUUCCAUUCCUUUCUUCCCAAUCUAGGGUUUCUUCUUCAAUCAAUUCAAUCAUGGAUUCUAGCAGAAGAAAUGCUUUACCUCCCUCCCUUGUUGCCAAUCUUCAGCAAGUUUUGUCUUCCAGAAAAAAUGUUGAACAAAUUCAAUCACAAACAACUUCCGAAUCAGGCAACGAGUUGACUCAGUCUUCUUCUACUCAAGAACAGCACCAGAAAUUGGAGAAAGAGAAAGAGGUUGAAGAAGAAGCUCCUUCUUCUUGUUCUCCUACUACUGCGAAUGAUGAUGACGUUGUUGUUGUUGUUGCUUCUGAAGAACCGAGCUCGAAACCGGUGAUUUUGGUUACAAAUGGUGACGGAAUUGAGUCGCCUGGUCUUGUUGCUCUUGUUGAUGCGCUUGUUCGUAAUGGUCGCUUUGAUGUUCACGUUUGUGCUCCUCAAUUUGAUAAAUCUGCAUCUGGACAUUCGUUGACAGUUCGUGAGACGGUUGAGGUAAAUUCUGCUGAAAUCAGUGGCGCUACCGCUUUCGAAGUUUCUGGUACACCUGCAGAUUGUGUGUCAUUAGCUUUAUCUCAGGCAUUGUUUUCUUGGUCAAAGCCUUUAUUGGUACUAAGUGGAAUUAAUAGAGGAUCAAGCUGUGGUCAAAACAUGCUGUAUUCGGGGGCUAUUGCUGGAUCAAGAGAGGCAUUGAUAUAUGGAGUACCAUCAAUUUGUAUGUCAUUGGACUGGAAAAAAGAUGUUAGCUCUGAAAAUGAUUUCAAGGAUGCUGUUGAAAUUUGCCUGCCAUUGAUAAAUGCAACAAUAAAAGAUAUCGAGAAUGGAAGUUUCCCGAAAGGCUGCUUUCUUAAUGUAGAGAUUCCAAAUUCUCCUUCCUCAAACAAGGGUUUCAGAUUGACUAGGCAGAGCCUGUGGAGGUCUAGUCUAUCUUGGCGAGCCAUUUCUUCAUACAAACAUCCGUCUGCAAUGAAUUUUAUGGCCAAUCAGCAAAGCCUUGGUAUUCAGCUUGCUCAGCUGGGACGAGAUGCCUCAGCAGCUGGUGCAGCACGCCGGCUGAAUACAAAUAGAAAGACAGUAGAGGUUGAAUCUGUUGGGGUUGCAGGUAAACCAAAGACCAGACAAACAAUUAGAAAACAUUACCGUCUUGAGUUCUUGGAUGAGGAGAAGGAAGAUGCAGAUGAUGAAUUAGAUUUUAAAGCAGUACAAAAUGGAUUUGUUGCUAUUACACCGCUAGCCUUGUCUUCAGAUCUUCAGUCAGAGAUUCAUUUAUCUGUCUCAAAUUGGCUAUCUUCAGUCCUUGCAGCAUGGGAACAAUAGCGUCUCCUUAACCCAGUACCAAGUAAAAAAUAUUCUUACUUGCAGACGGACAGUCGACAACUCGACAUACAUUUGGGCUGGUUUCUUUUGCCUCCUUUGAUUGAAGAAAGCACAUAUAUUAUUUGUUCAUGUGCUGACUUAGGUAGUUCAGUGUGAGUGAUCUCCGUUGGAAUUUGAACUUUUUUGUCAACUGCUUUACUUGUGAAAAUGAUUAUCCGUCAUGUUCUAGUCUCAGCCAUUCGAAUUAUUUGUUGUACAGAGGUCGUUGGACCUUUUUCCAUAUUGUUAAAGAGAUAUAAAUGCACGUCAAUUCUUAACUUGUUUAUGCUCUAUUUGGUUGUAAUGAUGCACCAUAACUCUUUUUAUGUGUGGAGCUUGUAACAGAGAUACCUCCCUGUAAAUUUCGCAAAGACGAAAGAAAGGCAUUGCUAUUUUUUGGGA
Chenopodium quinoa (quinoa) is the source of this 1900-nucleotide messenger RNA. Its product is annotated as 5'-nucleotidase SurE-like. Bases 203 to 1459 code for a protein of 418 amino acids. The transcript is spliced from 10 exons. The record is from RefSeq and is a predicted model, not a curated record. NCBI's taxonomy places the organism in Eukaryota, Viridiplantae, Streptophyta, Magnoliopsida, Caryophyllales, Amaranthaceae. Gene Ontology annotation, molecular function: nucleotidase activity.